Nelumbo nucifera (sacred lotus) is the source of this 1927-nucleotide messenger RNA. Its product is annotated as putative indole-3-pyruvate monooxygenase YUCCA4. Gene Ontology annotation, biological process: auxin biosynthetic process. The record is from RefSeq and is a predicted model, not a curated record. Gene Ontology annotation, molecular function: flavin adenine dinucleotide binding; N,N-dimethylaniline monooxygenase activity; NADP binding. Lineage: Eukaryota; Viridiplantae; Streptophyta; Magnoliopsida; Proteales; Nelumbonaceae.
CAGGAUUUACAUAUUUAUACCAUCUCUUUGCCCAUGUCCACAUCCCUCUCACUGAGUCUGAAGAGGAGCCUUGAGAAAGAGAACCGAAUCGUUUUCUUAACCUUCACGCCUCACUCACCUUCCUUUCUCUCUCUCCCCUACUCAUCAGUUCUGAUGAACGCCCUCCCUCUCUAUUUGCUGCUCUGAAAUACGAUAAAGUUUCGUUACUCCAUUCAUCUUUCGCUCCACGUCUCCUGACACCUUGUUUCAUUCAAACACACUCUCCCCCUUUUAAAUAAUCCAUAACUUCUCGCCUCCUUCGAUACCCAAUACAAAGUUGGUAACAAAGAACGCAUUACCUGGAAACAGGGGAGAACAGAGGUUUCCUGAGUGAGCAAACAGGGGAGCUUUUGAAUGGGUUCUUGCAAAGAAAACGAGCCACAGAUGAAAUGUGCUUGGGUUCUCGGACCCAUCAUCGUCGGUGCAGGCCCUUCGGGUCUAGCUGUCGCCGCUUGCUUAUCCCAGCACGGUGUCCCUUCCGUUCUGCUAGAGAAGAGCGAUUGCAUAGCUUCUCUUUGGCAGUACAGGACUUACGAUCGAUUAAUGCUUCACCUUCCCAAACACUUCUGUGAGCUCCCUUUAUUGGGCUUCCCGGAGGACUUCCCAGAGUACCCGUCGAGGCAACAGUUCAUCUCUUACAUUGAGUCAUACGCUGCCAGAUUUUCUAUCAAGCCCAGGUUCCGACAGUGGGUCAAAACGGCUGAGUUCGACUCGAGUUGUGGACUCUGGAGGGUUCGAACCCAGGACAUCGAGUACUUCUCCCGGUGGCUCAUCGUCGCUACCGGGGAGAACGCUGAGCCUGUAAUUCCUGAAAUUUCAGGGAUUGACAAGUUCCGUGGCCCUGUUAUGCAUUCAAGUGACUAUAAAUCUGGUGCAGAUUUUCAAAACCAAAAGGUUUUGGUUGUUGGGUGUGGCAAUUCCGGCAUGGAAGUCAGUUUAGAUCUAGUCAGUCACCAUGCAGUCCCUCAUAUGGUAGUUAGAAGCACUGUGCAUGUUCUACCGAGAGAGAUGUUCGGAUUAUCAACCUUUGGAAUAGCCAUGGCUCUUCUGAAAUGGCUUCCCUUAAGGCUGGUAGACAAGUUUCUCCUACUAGCAUCAAACAUCAUCAUAGGCAACACUGACCGAUUAGGCCUCCGACGACCCAAAACCGGUCCAAUUGAGCUCAAGAACGCGACGGGGAAGACUCCAGUACUGGACGUCGGAGCUCUAUCAGAAAUCAAAGCGGGAAAAAUCAAGGUGAUGGAGGGUGUGAGAGAGAUAACGAGAACAGGAGCCAAGUUCGUCAAUGGACAAGAGAAGGAGUUCGACUCCAUAAUCUUAGCGACAGGCUAUAAGAGCAAUGUCCCUUCUUGGCUCAAGAGCAGCGAUUUCUUUACGGAACAAGGGAUGCCGAAAACGCCGUUUCCUAACGGCUGGAAAGGAGAGAACGGGUUGUAUAGCGUGGGAUUUACGAGGCGAGGCAUCUUGGGAACAUCAUCAGACGCCGUUAAAAUCGCUAAAGACAUCGCUGCUCAGUGGAGGCCCAUUAAGGACGUCAACAGUACCUGCAACACCCAUAUUAUCCUACUUGGGAAGCCAUAAGAUUGAACUCUUCGGUUUGUCUCACUCACUCUAUACACACACGGGAUUGGAUUGAGAUCCGCUAAUCUUCGGGUUGGGCGGUUCAAACGGAUUCAGUCCUCGGAUCUUAACCAAUUUCCAUCGGAUCACAUCCUUGUUUUUCCUCUUUUUUAUUUUCCUUUUUUUUUGUAAAUUAUUACCCAAUUUUGCUUGGGAGGAGAUCUCUCCUGCUUUCCUCCUUGCGAUGUUCAUGAUAAAUUAUGUAUUUUUGUUGGCUUUAAUCUCUGUAAUAUAUUAAUUUGCAAAUAGAGAAAAUUUUCUCUCUUCA